Messenger RNA from Meloidogyne enterolobii, 345 nucleotides. Lineage: Eukaryota; Metazoa; Nematoda; Chromadorea; Rhabditida; Meloidogynidae. The record is from the annotation of a GenBank genome assembly.
AUGGCACCAACAAUUGACUUUGGCGCUGUUAAUUAUGGAUGUACAAAAUAUAAAAGAAGGAUGGUUUUAUAUGAGAGUGUUUUACAGCCGGGAAAAAGAUUUGAAUUUUGCUAUUCCUCUUCCUAUCAGGAUAAACGUGGAAUAGAAACAGCUUAUUACAAAUGUGUUGGUUGUAUGCAUGCUAAACGUUAUAAUGAUGGGAGGAGAAUUCCAAAAAUUGCUGUUCGUCAAGGUCGUUUGGUUAAUUCAAACCCUGAUAGACCUUCAAAUUUUCCUCAUUUUUGUCAGCCAAUUGAUUCAGCUGUUUCUGACCGUAGACAGCGAGAGAGGGAGGUUAUAAAUUGA